GCCCAGUGUCACGUGACGUGGUCUCAGCGGUAAACACGGGCUGUGUCCUAAAUGGAUGUAGUGCACUGGUUAGGGUGUGAAGGCUUGUUGUCGGGUUAUAUGUGAAGUGUGUGGGGUGUAGGGAGCGAGGUGGAGUCCGGUCUGAGGCAGCUCAUCGGUAUGAAGUCAAACCGGGAGCUUUUAGCGAUUUAAUUUCACACCCUGCGUAGUGCGCUUAAAUAGGGGCAAGAACAGAGGGAGGGAUUUAGGACGGAGCCCGUAGCCCACAGCGCUGCCGGUAAAGAUGGCGGCGUUACGCAGGAUGAUGUCGGUGUUGGUGAGCAGGUCCGCGGCUCGGUUCGGGGACAAAGCGCGGGUGAGGAGCGGCGUGGCGGCGGUGGGAUUCGGGCUGGCGGCUGGCGGAGCGGCGGUGCUGUAUCUCAGCUACCGGGGAGCGCGCACCGGAGUCCGCAACAACGCGCCCGUGCUCGCCGCGGAGCCGCAGAACCGGCAGUUGGACUUGGAGGACGGAGACGUGUACAUGUCGUCCCACGAGCACCGCUUCCGGCUCUUCAGCUCGAUGGAGUACGAGGGUCAGCUGUACAUGACGCCUCAGAACUUCAUCGAGUCAGUGACCAUGAGCGAGCCGCGGAUUAAGAAACCGUGGCGGUCUCUCAGUAAACAGGAGCUGGAGAAGAUCCUCUCCGAGACGCCUCCGGUGUGGAAAGGAAGCUCGACGCUUUUCCGAAAUCUCCGAGAGAGAGGCAUCAUCGCUUACACCGAGUAUCUCUUCCUGCUUUGUAUCCUGACCAAGCCUCAUGCUGGCUUUAAAAUAGCCUUCAACAUGUUCGACGCCGACGGCAACCAGAUGGUGGACAAGCAAGAGUUUCUGGUGCUGCAGGAAAUCUUCCGGAAGAAGAACGAAAAGAAGGGACGCAAGGGAGACGCGGAGAAGUCAGCUCAGCUGAGCAUGCAGCUCUACGGAUAUCAUGUCGCCCCAGGCACUAGCCGCACGGACGAGAGCAUGACUAUCGACACCACGCUGCUCAUACACUUCUUCGGGAAGAAAGGGAAGGCGGAGUUGACGUUCGACGAUUUCUACAGGUUUAUGGAUAACCUCCAGACCGAGAUGCUGGAGAUCGAGUUUCUGACGUACUCCAAAGGCAUGACCACCAUCAGCGAGGAAGAUUUCGCUCGCAUCCUGCUGCGCUACACCAACGUAGAGGACAUACGCAGCUACCUGGAAAAUGUGCGCCAGUCCAUUCCUGACGAAAAGGGCAUCACUUUUGAAGAGUUCAGGUCUUUCUUUCAGUUCCUUAACAACCUUGAAGACUUCGCUAUCGCUAUGCAGAUGUACAACUUCGCCAGCCGUUCCAUCGGGCAAGAUGAGUUUGCGAGGGCGGUGUACGUAGCAACAGGGCUUAAACUCACUCGGCACUUGGUGAACACCACCUUUAAGAUCUUCGACGUGGACCACGAUGACCAGCUGAGCUACAAGGAGUUUAUUGGGAUCAUGAAGGACCGAUUGCACCGUGGAGGCAGGGGUUAUAAGGAUGUAGAACGAUUUACUUCCUUCAGGUCAUGUCUGAAAAAGGAGCUGGCAGGAAGCAGGUGAGCGGUGAGUCGGUCCUCAGCUGUGUGCGAGCAAUCUGGAGUCCAUUCAAAGGAAGGAGCCUUCAUCAUCAUCAUCAUCAUCAUCAUGAUCAGAAGUCUUCCGUGGAACAUCUGCUGAGAAUAUUCUGCACGUUCUGCAUGACUUCCUUCUCUUUCUCGCAGUACUUCCAGCACUGGAAUGUUACUUGACGUGGGAAUUACGUAUUAAAUUAAAUGAUUAAAUUAUUAACGCGCCGCUCAGACUAUACAAAGCAGCGCACUAUGAAGCGAGCUCUGUUUUAACACGCACACGGUUCGUGAUCCUGCUCUUUCUUAGCGUGUACGAGUUCAGUUUAUUAUUUUGAUCGUUAUAAUCGAACUGUGACACUGCUAUCCUAGUUUUCUUUUCUGAAAAAACUAUAUAUAUAUAUAUAUUUAUUUAUAUUUAUUACUGCUAAUACUUCCUACCUGGAGUUAUUUCACGUCGUUAUUUACUCAGACAACUGAAACCAAAGCCAGCAAACUAGCUAAAGCGUAGCUAAGAAUAAUAACGUACUGCAUUUUGUUCUGUAAUGCCGUUCUUGAGUCUCGAAUUCCGAUUGGUCAGGAGGUAACGUUUCUAUAGUAACAGCUCGUUCACAGUAACGGGGAUAAUCUACGGCUAAUAAUGAACAUUUGGCAAAGGAAGAUGCGCAGUAGUGGAAAUGGUGAGGUUUUGUUCCCGGGUAAGGAGAUGUUUAUUUAACGUUUACGGAAGGAGUCUCCAGUGUCGGCGGUAAAACUGAGAAAUUGUAGGCGCUUUCUUUUUUUUUUUAAAUUAACUUAAGCUGCUGUAACGCAAGCGAUAAGGUGAAGAUUUAAAAAUAAACGUAACUAUAAAUGGAUAAAUAGUAUGAAAUAUUCUUUAAUGAAUAAAAAAAUAGAAUUGCUGUAGUAUAAAGAGGAAUAAAACACUUCGGGCUGUGCCGUUUAUAAGAAAUGAAUCAUCUUCGAGGUGGGAACAGUAACUCGGAGGCGGAGUUUUGUUCCUUACACAAUCACCGUUAUAUUGAAGAUAAAUAUAAGUUGAGCCUAAAGUGCCUAAUUAGAGUGAUAAAAGAUUGUUGCCCUUUCAGCUUUGUUUAGAUCUAAAUUGUUCCAAUUGAAUCAUUUCUAACAUUUUCUCAAUUCACAAAAUAUUAAAUAAGUACAGUUUAUAGUAUAAGCUGAUAUAAUAACGUACCUAAAAAAACGAGCGCGCCUUUAAUCCCAUCGCUCACAGAGCUUUAAUCAAAGUCUUAAACGUGUCCCAGUGUAUGAAGUGGUUAUAUAUACACCGAGACGUGUAAAUGUGGAUUUUAUUUUUUUUUUCAGUGUGUAGAAAUCUGAUAACCGCAUGUGACACUGCGAUCUGUUGUAAUAAUGACGUUAAUCACAGAAUUUCCCGACUUAUUUUCACUUUCAGUACGUGCACUGUCUGCAUUUAUCUGACAAAUCCUACAGCCUGCAAUUAAUAACCUGUUUAACUGAAGGAAAAGAAAAAGAAAUGCCUGAAUAAUGUAUAUUUAUAUUGCAUACUAUUGUGUCUCUUUCUUUUUUAAAAUACUGAUAAUCGGGUGUUGUACUUGGAUAUUUAAGAAUGAAGUUGUUGUAUGAAAUGCGUAAUUUAUUAUAUUAAAAAACAACAACGUUUUGUCAGAUAUUACCGGGAUAUGAAGUAAAUUCACAAUGCGUAAAUUAUUACUGUUCAAUGAAAAUGCACAUUAUCCUCCUUUUCACUCUGUAGCCUGGUUGGGACUAUAAUAUAAACUCAUUAUCAAAUAAAA
Ictalurus furcatus (blue catfish) is the source of this 3377-nucleotide messenger RNA. RefSeq names its product mitochondrial calcium uptake family, member 3a (gene micu3a). Gene Ontology annotation, cellular component: uniplex complex. The transcript is spliced from 14 exons. Gene Ontology annotation, molecular function: calcium ion binding. Gene Ontology annotation, biological process: calcium import into the mitochondrion; mitochondrial calcium ion homeostasis. Lineage: Eukaryota; Metazoa; Chordata; Actinopteri; Siluriformes; Ictaluridae. The coding region runs from base 284 to 1594 and encodes 436 amino acids. The record is from RefSeq and is a predicted model, not a curated record.